Messenger RNA from Anopheles coluzzii, 1768 nucleotides. RefSeq names its product beta-1,4-galactosyltransferase galt-1. Lineage: Eukaryota; Metazoa; Arthropoda; Insecta; Diptera; Culicidae. The transcript is spliced from 7 exons. Bases 69 to 1616 code for a protein of 515 amino acids. The record is from RefSeq and is a predicted model, not a curated record.
CGACCUUUUGUUGCUCAGUAAGAUAAUGCGUUCGGAUCGUGAAUGUUAGUUGCGAUACACAGUAUUAAAUGCGACCCAAAAUGGUUCGAGAAAUAUCGUACGUUUCCAUCAAAUCUCGUUCUAAACCAGUGAUUUUUGUGCAAUCGUUAGUAUCAAAUCGAUUUACGCGAAAAUAUGGCGUAUUGUCCCUAAUUCUGUUGACAGCCCUCGGGCUGCUUUAUUACCGACGAGUUUUGUUUUUCUGUGAUGAUUUGCAGCAAAAGUACAUCCAUCAAACACUACCACUGUAUCAGCGUUCCGUAUCCUUAACGUUUGGAAAUGAAAGCUGGUUACAAGGUGAAGAUACAGGAGAACGUGAUCACUGGCUACCGAUUGGUGAACCGAAAAAAAGGUUUAAAAUAUAUUCAGCUUAUUUUGAUCCCCGGCUUGAGGUGGUUGAGUCCUUCCCUACGCCAGAUGGAUUUCUACCGUUCGGCAGUGUUCGCAUCUUUGCAAUAUUGCCAUUUCACGUACGAAAAGGAGACAUAUUUUGCAAUUUCAGAUCAGAUAACACCUAUGUAGCGCAACAUCAAGCAGACCGGGUUGAAGCGGUUCAUGAGCAUUGGAAUAUGGAAUUUGCCGCCAGUUAUGUGAUAUGCAAACUUGCCGGAAAUAUUACUAAACGCGAAGCCCGCCUACCGGACGAGGUAGCUUUAAGCUAUCUUUCUGAGCCCAGCAUGCGGGAAGCAACCAGCUUUGUUCGUAUAAAAUACCCUACCACGGACCGACUUCUCCGAUCUGCUCCCACCCGAUCAUUGGCUGUUUGCGUUGGUCCAUUGCAUCACGACUUUGCACAUGCUCUUCGAGUGGUGGAAUUUUUUGAAUAUUACCAAAUGAAUGGAGCAGAACGGUUCUACGUGUAUAACAAAUCGGCUACACCAGAAGUAGACACCGUGUUGCGACACUAUCAAGCCGCCGGACUGGUACAGGUUUUGGACUGGCAUUUCGAAGGAUACAAGUUCGAGAGCGAGCUGCGCUACGAGGGCAUAUUUGUGGCCCUAAAUGAUUGCUUUUAUCGUGCUACAAUUGCCGGAGGGUUUAAAUACACAGCGAUAGUCGAUUUUGACGAGCUGCUAUUUCCGACCAGUGAUAAUGAAACGCUUCUGGAGUAUUUGCAAACAAAAGACCGAUACGAUGUGCAUUCGUUCAACUUCCAAGGUGUGUUUUUCUACGACAUCUAUUCGCCUGAUUUCUCAAAGGUUCCACCGUGGGCAAACAAUACUUACCUCUACACACAGGUGCGUAAUGUGCGCACGAAAAACCCUCUUUUACAUCACAACCGCAGCAAAUAUGUGCUGAAGGGUCGCAACGUCUUAGAAGCUGGUAAUCAUUUUGUCUGGAAGGCGGUAAGAGAUACUCACGAAUAUGCCGUACCGGAAAAUGAAGGACUUUUGAUGCAUUAUCGCGAUGGCAGCCUGGGCUACGACUUUGAAAACGUUGUACUAGAUAACCGAGUCCGGGAGCGGUUUGGAGAUGCAAUAUGGCGAAGGGUGAAUGCGCAGUGUGCACUUAUCUUUCCUGAGACGACUAUGUGUCCCCUAGGAGAACACUAUACCCGAACUGCAUCAGUUCGAUAAAACAGCAAAUGCAUCACAAGUGAUUUUUGAGAGCUUUAUUUGACUUAUAAAUUACCUUAUGCCUAAAAUGCUACGUACUGGAGGACAUAGGUGGGCUUAGAAGAUCGUUGGUAGUUGGAAAUGAAGAAAAACACACCAUCCCUGGACAGAGA